AUGGCAUCUAUAUACCAAAAAUACAGUCAAUUGAUAGCCAAGCGACCACUAAUCACUAAUAUCAUCACAACAGGAUUUCUUUUUGGGUCUGGUGAUUAUUUGGCUCAGACAUUGUACCCUUCGUCAAGCAAAUACGACUACAAAAGAACAUUAAGAGCAACUUUCUACGGAUCAAUCAUAUUUGCUCCAAUUGGUGAUAAAUGGUAUAGGCUCCUUCAUAAAAUCAAUUUCCCCUUUCCAAAGACUAAGGUAUCCCCAACAGUUAGCAAAGUGUUGAACACAUUGACCAAGGUCGGGGUAGAUCAAUUGGUAUUUGCACCAUUCAUAGGGAUCCCACUAUAUUAUUCCGUGAUGUCGGUAUUGGAGUUCCACGACAAUCCAUUGCAGGUUGCCCGUGAAAAAUUGCAUGCACAUUGGUUUAACACCCUAAAGACUAAUUGGGUAGUAUGGCCUACUUUCCAGCUCUUCAACUUCGCUUUGAUUCCAGUUCAAUUCAGGUUGUUAGUUGUUAAUAUUUUCAGUAUUGGGUGGAACUGCUACUUAAGUUCCGUCCUUAAUCAUAAACAUGAUUUCUUGAUUGAAAAUAUAACGGAUGUCGAUAAAGAUGAAAUUUUAAUCUAA
Molecule: messenger RNA, 621 nt
Organism: Debaryomyces hansenii CBS767
Lineage: Eukaryota; Fungi; Ascomycota; Pichiomycetes; Serinales; Debaryomycetaceae
Product: ethanol metabolism protein
Exons: 1
Coding region: 1-621 (206 amino acids)
Cellular component (GO): cytoplasm; membrane; mitochondrion
Source: RefSeq, a predicted model, not a curated record